CAAGCUGCGCACAGAAAUAAACGCAAUGACAUGAACGAACCCCAGGAACUAUCCAAGUCAAAUGCAAAACCUGCCACACUGAGCUAUUCAAGAUGGUUUUCGAAACUAUUUCAAGGAUAAUAAAAGUCCAGCUUCCAGCCUACCUCAAGAGGCUUCCACUUCCGGAGACGAUCGGCGGAUUUGCAAGGUUAACAGUCUCUGAGUGGCUCCGGUUGCUGCCUCUUCUGGGUAUCCUGGCUUUGCUGGGCUAUCUGACCAUUCGCCCAUUCCUGCCAAAGAAGAAGAAGCAGCGAGACAGCCUGAUCAACCUGAAGAUCCAGAAAGAGAACCCAAAAGUAGUCAACGAGAUAGACAUUGAGGACCUGAACAGCGCAAAUGUUUGUUACUGUCGCUGCUGGCGCUCUAAAACUUUUCCUGUUUGUGACAAGUCACACUUAAAGCACAAUGAGCUAACUGGAGACAACGUGGGACCGCUCAUACUCAAAAAGAAGAUACUGUAAUUGACGGGAGUUUUUCUUUGACCUCCUCAGCCUUUCGUUUUCAUUUCUUAACAGUUUGUAGUUUGUCUACUUUUUGUUUUUACAAGAAUCUUUGUCUCGCCUUGGUGCCACGUUAAUGUUGGACAGAGAGAUUGACUUCCAGAGUUUUCAUUUGAAGUGGUCCUCUUAACUAACCUCAAAGUACACUUUUCCACAGUGUUUGUGAGAGAACUGUAUUUUAGGUUCUUUAAUGGCAUCAUGCAGUUAAGAAGGUUUCAUUUGUUGUUGUUUUUUGGCCCAUUCUUCAUUGCUCACUUUUGGUUAACAAAACAGCCUUUUUUUUUAUUUGACUGUAAAUUCAGUUUAAGUCAUGUCUCAGUCUUUUUCCAAUCAACUACAAUUCAUCAUUGGGACCACUUUGAGGAGGAAACUGUAAAUAUAAUUGCAGUGACUUUAUGAUGACUUUCAAUGAUCUGAACUCAACAAGGAGUUCCGAGUUAAUGGUUGUUUUAAUUAAAUACUUAAUACUAGUCCAACCCCUAAUCAACAUUUUGUACUGUAUGUCUUCAUUUUUGACGAUUCUUUGGUAUUAUUUAACAGUCUUUUUGUCUGUCUGUCUCUUUUAAGUUAUUAUGUGUCUUGGAGGCUACUUAUUCCUUCUUCAGAUGUAUUUUGUUCAUAGCCUAUAUAACAGUUUUUGAAGGCUAUGAACAAGGCUAUGAGUUUUACAUUUUGCAUUCAACACCGUUGCCUAUAAACAUUUCAACCCACUGCACCAUGGUGUAAUAUCCAGUUACAGUUUUACCCUCACCAUCCCAUUGAUUUGACAAUGUAACUUCUGCAGGACAAGAGCUCUACUGUUUUUUUUCUAGCCUCUGUAAUGUCAUAAUGGCUGUAUAUAGUUGACUUCCUGCUAGAAGAUUUCCUCUUAAAUUCAUCAACAAUAUUUUAUACAUAAAUGGCUUUUGUCAUCAGAUCUGUGUUUUCAUGAUGAUGUGAUGCAUGUUUGCAUGUUUAUGUACCUUUUGUAAGAAAUGGCUGUAAUCUCUUCAUUCUGCAUUUGAAAUGUAACAUGUAGAAAUAAGAAUCCCAAUCAGCUUUAUUUGCCAGGUAUGUAUACACAUACGAGGAAUUUGACUCAGGAUUGUACUUUGCUCAUGAUGUGCUUACUCAUACAAUAAUAAAAUCAGACACAGGCUACAGUAUAGAGAACAUAUAUAUAUAUAGACUCUAUAAACAAAAAUACUAUAGACAGAUUGAGACAAUAGUGCAAUGAGCAGAGUGCAAAGGAUGCAGGAGUAAAUUAUUAUUGUUAAUACCACGUACAUGUCGGCGGUGGAUGUGAUACACAUGUACACAGUGUGAUGGAGCAUAGUGCGAAGGAUGCUGGAAAAAAUAAGUAUUAUGUGCAGGUGUUAUGUACUUGAGGUAGGUGGAUUUGGUAUAUGGUAAAUACAAUAUGACAAAAUGAACAGCACUGAAAUAGAGAAGGAUGAAUAAAUAAUAGAUGGUAGUCAGUAAACAGGUGGCUGAUUAGAAACCGAGUUACUGCAGUGAGUCAGAAGUCAGCUGUUCAUCAGAGUGAUGGCUUGUGGGAAGAAACUUAAGGAUGUUCAAGUCAACAGUUUUGUCAGAAACAGAACUGCGGCUUCAUUCUCUUUUUCAUUAUGAUUUUGAAAUUUUAAAUUAAUUACAAGAUAACCAAUCAC
Molecule: messenger RNA, 2188 nt
Organism: Micropterus salmoides (largemouth bass)
Lineage: Eukaryota; Metazoa; Chordata; Actinopteri; Centrarchiformes; Centrarchidae
Gene: cisd2
Product: CDGSH iron sulfur domain 2
Exons: 3
Coding region: 93-500 (135 amino acids)
Biological process (GO): regulation of autophagy; autophagy of mitochondrion
Cellular component (GO): intracellular membrane-bounded organelle; mitochondrial outer membrane
Molecular function (GO): 2 iron, 2 sulfur cluster binding
Source: RefSeq, a predicted model, not a curated record